AUGAUGAGAGUAAUAAAGGAUUGCCAUAGUUGCAGAAUUAUCCCUUUUGCUUAUGCUAGCGGCAUCUUCCUUAUAUACAUCAUCUUGGAGGCAUAUCGAACUGGGAAAGGACGCAUUGUGGUCAGAGGGAAAACUGAUAUCCCUCACCAAACCGACAAAUCAGCCCUUGUGGAGAAGAUAGCCGAACUUGUGGAAAAUAAGCGUGAGGCGAGGCGAGGCGAUGGUAAAACGCCUCAAGCGUACCUCUGUUUAGCGAUUGUUGUUAAAGGCAUACGCAAAGUUAUGGAGGCAUACGCCAAAUUCCAAAGCAGUUUAGAAGGAAUAAGCGAUAUUAGGGAUGAAAGUGAUCGUUCUGGAAUGCGUGUUGUCAUUGAGCUCAAGCAAGGAUCUGACCCAUCAAUUGUUCUGAAUAAUCUUUAUCGCCUCACGUCUCUUCAAUGCAGCUUUAGUUGUAACAUGGUUGGGUUUUGGGAGAUACAAGUACAAACACAAGGUAAUUUUGUGAAGGUGUGGAAUACCUGUCCAUGGCAUAUUCAUAAUGGGCAACCUAAGCAGAUGGGUCUAAAGGAGUUGCUGCAGGUAAGCUAUUUCAAGAAAAUGUUUUUCUUGCUGGAAUUUGUUUUCCCUUAA
This is a messenger RNA of Prunus armeniaca (apricot), 630 nucleotides long. Lineage: Eukaryota; Viridiplantae; Streptophyta; Magnoliopsida; Rosales; Rosaceae. The record is from the annotation of a GenBank genome assembly.